Molecule: messenger RNA, 3818 nt
Organism: Salpingoeca rosetta
Lineage: Eukaryota; Choanoflagellata; Craspedida; Salpingoecidae
Exons: 7
Coding region: 377-3424 (1015 amino acids)
Source: RefSeq, a predicted model, not a curated record
CAGCAGGCAUUUAAAAGCAGGUUCAUACACACACACACACAUCACACGCAUGCGGUCUGCCCGUUCUUCGGCUCAUGUCACAAACACAAACAUCCCACGACACGCACGCACGCCAGUAACGUUGCCUCGCGACUCAAUUGCCACGCAGCAUCAACCUCACGGCUCUGCUCCAGCCCCAAUCACCUGCCUACCUGCUCACUGCGUGCUUGCUUCGUUAGUAAGGCCGUGACUCUUUUGGAGACGGCAGGCUAAGGCCAGUACGGGCCCGUUGCUCUACACAGCAGCGCCUCUUUCUGUACCUUGUGUGCUGCGAGGAGGGCAUCAUCCGACCUACGAUCCUACCCGUGAGACCUGAACAUCACCCAACCAGGCCACAAUGCUGACCCAGGAGAAGCACGACAACACGCCACAUGAGAGUGACGUCAACAGCAUCGACACGGGCUGCCUGAGCGAAUCCAGCAGCCGCUCCACCAGCCCGCAGCCGCAUCUUGUGACCGCACCUUCCAGGAACGUGCAGUUUGUCAACUUGCGCGGCGAGAGCAAGCGGCAGCGGCGCCGCCGCAUGCGGAAACAGCAACAGAGGAUCAACUCUGCCAACUCCGGUGGCACCUCCAGCAACCAGGACGAAGAGCUCUUGCCAGAGAGAACCCCCCGAGGAAGCGGCGCGGGCCUGCCGCGCAAGUCUGUCUUCCACCUGUACGACUCCAUUGACGUGUCCGCGUUUGCAGGCCGCAGCAGCGACUACUCCGGGGAAAGGCAUGGCGUCUUCUCAAAGGCCACCAUCGCCAACCAUCUGGUGACCCCGCAGGACUGCCUCUCUGUCCUCAAGGAGCUCAACCUCUUGGUCUGGUUCAGUUUGAUCUUGUGCAUUGUCACUGUUUUCCUCUGCGAUCGGUACAACAUCUACUGGGAUGGCAACGUCGCCCUGCUUCUCUUUCCCCUCGUGUUUCCCAUGGCUUUUUCCAUCAACGCAGGCUACCAGCGACGAGAGACUGUGCUACAUGAGCUGUCAAUGCUGAAAGCUGCUUCUGCUUCGCUGUACUGGGGCCAUCGUGAGAUGUGUCGCCACUCCAACUUGCCUGAUCAACAUGCAAAGGAAGUGGAGCGUGGUGUGCGCAACGUCUUCUUCUGUUUCCUCCAAUAUGUUGUGGGCGAACGUGAGGAGCGAGAACAACAGCUGAAAAAGGUGUAUCGGAUCUUUGCGUUGUUGUCCCAGGCAUCGACGGCGGUGCUAUAUUCCAACGUGCCGGGCGCGGGCCCGCUCGCCUCCCGGUUACAGCAGGAACAGGCCACCAUGCUGCGUUCCUUCGAACAACUUCGCAAUCUUCGUGAAUACAAAACGCCAAGGGCCAUUCGCAACUUCUUCCGCGUUCUCGUGUUUCUGCAACCAAUCAUGUUUGCCCCGUACUACGUCACCAUCAUCCGCCAGGACGCAGAGGUGCGCCAGCUGUGGGCCGGAUACGCAGCAGCCGUUGUCGUCACCCUUGUCUUUGGCGCCCUUCAGAGCAUCCAGGAUGGUCUGGAUGACCCCUUCGAUGGUGUUGGGGAAGACGACGUUAGCCUGUAUGAGAUCUCCGUAUGGCCCCGCCUCGCCCUGUGGGAAGAGCAGCAGGCAGACGUGUGCGGCUUUAUUCGCGUGGCGCACAGCUUUAUUCACAACACGGGAAACAUCAACAGCAAGGACGACACGGAGUUUCCUGAAGACAUCAGCAACACCGUGUACACACAGGAAGUCAAGCGCUGCCUGGACGAACGCAAGAAACAACAAAAGCUGCUUGAGCCGUUGUUGCUGGACAGCGAGAGUGCAGACAUCAUCAGCGAGCAGCCCUUGCCCAAGCACGGCGGGCGGAGGACGCUGCGUCGGGCAUAUUCCAUGAUCAGCCCACACUCCAGCAUGUCUCGACAGCCAAAGCGAAGCGCUCUUGCUCCGGCUCGCAGUAAGACGCUCAGGCGAAACACGUCAAUGUCUCGCGUGACCUUUGCUGCCAACCCAAGCAUCGUUGGCUCCGACAAUACCGCUCCAUCCGGUGACGACAAGGACCGCACCGCCAGCACGCUGCCGCCGCGUCGCGUGUACGACUCUGCUGCUGACGAUGACGACGACGAUGACGAUGAUGAUGACGAUGACGACAUCGAUGUUGACGUGGACCAGGGUGAGAACAUGACCAGAGACGGUGUUGCCGCUGGGCGCAGCGAACGCAGGACGGGAGUUCUUGUCAACGACGAUGAUGCUGAUGACACUGGCGAUGGGGCAUUAUCGCUAGCUUUUCAGCAGGGAACUGGUGUUAGGGAACACGACACAUACUCGCCCACGCUUGAGCUCGCACAGUCGCAGCUCUUGGAAGGACACAUCCCAUCCAACCAGCACGCGAUGGAAGGCAGCCGCCAAGCUGAAAGCACCGGCUCACAGCAACACCAGCAUCAGGACCCUCCACGCAACAAGAAGCGCGGUGCGGUCGAGGACACGGCACGCGCUGUAGCAGGUUUGCUCGUGCUUGACACGCCCUUGCCUGGUGCAAUCGACAACGGCGAGGGUAUCAAGAGCAGCCAUCCUGGCGACGGUGGCGUUGACAACCACAACACUGACAUCAACAACAGCAAUAUUGGCAGUAGCAGUAGCAGUAGUACCAACCACAACAACAAUGGCAACGGCACAGGCAGCAACGGCGGCAGCGGCAGCCAUGAGAGCAGUUUCAGUCUGAGCUCCGCCACGCCCACAGCAAUCACGCCACUGGCACACGAGAACACGAAGGACAGCCACACCCCCUUCAAGCGCAUUGAUUUCUGGGCAAGCAAAGACAUCAUGGCAGCGGUGUCACCGCCAGUCUCGAAGACAACUCCAACUCCAGCACUAGCAACGACAAUAACUCCAACUCCAGCAGCAACAGCAACAGCAACUGCACCACAAUCAGCACCAUGGCUUGUUUCUGGCAGCGGCAAAGGCAACGGCAGGGGUGCUGGUGGCAACAAUGGCGAGGUGUUGGUGUCACCUCUGCGAUCACGCUUUGUCACCACUGCUGGCUCGAGAAGCGAUGGGGCAGCGGUGGCAGCGCAAGUCGCGGCAGCACACCCAGGAGCCACCACGCUCCCACCGCGCAAGCACGCACGAAAGUUCAACAGCGACAGCCAGUUAGCGGCAGCGUGGACCACCCGUUACAAACCGCAAGCGCCCAAUCUUCGACGGGAACGCCACAUGCGCAAUGCAUUUGUGUGGAACAGACAUCGUCGUGCGAGCGAAUCGUCGUCGCCUCCCCUGCUGUCGCCCCUCGCGCCAUUGCCUACCGAGUUGCCGCCAAUCCAGCGCCCGUCACCGUCACCAUCACCGCCCCCUCACACCCGGUCCACUCAUGCGCCGUCCUUCUCGCCUUCGCAGCCAGUUGCGUCCUCGUUGCUGCCUGCUUCUUCCAAGAAGGCGGCGGCGUGAUUGCUCUUGGUUGCCUCGGGCUGGGAAGCUGAGUGUCGGUGGGUCAACACGAACAGGUGGACGAUGAUGAGGUCGUUGCGAUGAAGAGGAAGGGUAGCGUGAGAACCGAGGUGCUCGAGGGCAGCUGCAGUGGCUGCUUGCUGAGGACGUGGCGUGGUUGUGGUGCUUGUGGUGCUUGUGAAUAUGUAGGGAUAGUGCUCUUGCUUGCCUUGCCUAUUUGUGGUUGCGUUUAGAAGGGGUGCGGUAACGGUGAGCUGGACAACGAACAUGCUGGCAUGUGUGCGAGUCGAGCUUGGUUUGUUGGCUGUUUGAUCCAGCUUGAGACAUAUUUAUCGACGGGAGUAUCAGUUCGACAAAGCGACAUGAAACAUGCAAUCAAGGUCAAUUACAGCAG